GCCACUCCUUUGAGGGGGGGUUAUGUCACGAUUCCCUUGUUGUCUGCCCUGGGUUUCACUUGUCCUUGUUCAAAGAACUACACUUCCCAUGAUCCCCGGCCCUCAUCACUGCCAGCCCUGUGUCAUUGUGCUCACCUGAUUGUAGUUUGUCAUCAUUAUGUCUCCAGUGUAUAUAAACCCUGUUUGUUCUCCAUUCCCCUGUCGAUCGUUGAUGUAUGUGGAUGCCUGUUUCCUGUCUAUAUUACCCCGUCUGUUAACUCUUCCGUGUUUUUGUUUUCUGUUUAUAAUUAGUAUAUUAGUUUAUUUAGUUUAUAUUAAUUCGUUUAUAGUAUUUUAAUAAAAUGUAGGCAGUAUGCAAUGUAUACUGCGCAGCAUUCAGUUAGCAGUAAGCUAUUUUUCCAUUCUGAACAUGUCAUAUGUAAAGUCAACAUAGGUCUGGUCAGAUAUCUUGCCUGAUUGCUCACAGAUAAUCAGGUUGUAUCUGUGUCAUUUAGACUGCGUCGUCAUGGCAAUACAUUUUGAUUCAUGUACUAAUGACUUUUUAAAGGCCAGAGGUAAUGAAAUAAUUUUUCACUGUUGAGUACAAGCAGGAGUUCGAUUGAACCUGAAUAGCGCAUUUAUUGAGCCGGUCGCCUGCGGUCACUCCCCCUACAGGACGCUCUUUGACUUUAACCCUCCCUCGUGCUGUGCCAAUGACUCUUUUGACUUCUCUGUUUCUUUUGACUAAUCAGUGUUGCUUUGUGUCGAAUGAAGUACAAGACACAGAUGGUCUAUGAACUCCUUUGUUGAGAAAAUUCAUAUGUAAACACUCUUGCCAAUCAAAGCUGGCAGAACAUGCUGCCUUGUGGCUGUGUUUGCUUUUUGCUAUAUUUUGGUUCUUUGCUUAAAAAUGAAUGAGAACAUUUUCUACAGGACUCUCAGCUGCACUUUCUCUGCUGCACACAUCCCUAUUUUGCUCUCCUAUUUCCCUUUUUGUUUUCCCUUUUUCAACAUGCCAUAAAUUGCUAGGCGCACGCAGCAUGCUACCGUCAAAGGUUUGCUGCAGUGUGUGUCUGAGACCGAGCAUGUGCGUGUUUGUGAGAGAGAGAGCAUGUCUGCACUGUCAGUCGCAUUGGCCUCUUAAAGAGACACCUCUGCUUAUAGAUUGCAGUGCUUCCCUCUCCUAAUCUCUCACUCACCUACUUUCUCUGGCUGUCUCUCAUUGCGGUUAGGCUUUCUGUGAAUCUUGCGUCUUUCGGCCUGUGUGUAUGGCGAGAUGGAGUCAGGGGUGCAUGUUGUGAGUCAGAAUGUUUCAGUCCACGCUCAGCACUGACGUUGGCCUCCAGAUUGACAUUCAUAUUUGGGUAGCAAACUAAAACAGGAGGACGACAGCAUACAGAGGACUGGCAUUCUGCUGGUUCAGGGACUCUUAACCUUGCUGUCAUGCAAGAUCUGAGGAGCGAAUCAGAACGUCUCAACGAGGUGAAAGGUCAUUUGGAAAUUGCCUUACUGGAGAAGCACUUCCUGCAGGAAGAGUUACGGAAACUGCGAGAAGAAACCAAUGUGGAGACCCUUAAGCAAGAGCUGGAGAGAGAACGCAGCAGAAGACUUGAUCUGGAGCAGAAGAUGAAUGAAGUGCUGAAGACCAGGUGUGAAGAUUCUCCACCUCAACCUCCACGCAAGCAGCAACCACCUGCAGCUAACGGCACAGAAAAACAGCAGAAGGAGACAGUAUGUUCACGGCUUCAGAGCUGGCUGUACGACCGAUUUGGGGAAUAUAUUGAAGACUUCCGAUUCCAACCCGAAGAGAACACAGUCGAGGCAGAGGAGCCGCUAAGUGCUAAAAGAUUAACAGAAAAUAUGCGACGACUUAAACGGGGUGCCAGACCGGUGACAAAUUUCUUACGGAAUCUUUCCGCCUUAUCCAACUGGCACUCAGUGUAUACGUCAGCGAUUGCCUUCAUUAUCUAUAUGAAUGCAGCAUGGCAUGGCUGGCCCAUUCCUUUAUUUCUGUUUUUAGCCAUUCUGAGGUUGUCGUUGAAUUACCUCAUAGCCAGAGGAUGGAGAAUUCAGUGGAGUAUUGUGCCUGAAGUUUCUGAACUUGUGGAACCUCCAAAGGAAGACUUGACUGUGUCUGAAAAGUUUCAGUUAGUUCUCGAUGUUGCACAAAAAGCACAGAAUCUUUUCGGUAAGAUGUCAGAUGUUUUGGAGAAAAUCAAAAAUCUGUUCAUGUGGGUUCAGCCUGAAAUCACUCAGAAGUUGUACAUCGCUCUGUGGGUGGCCUUCAUCUCCUCCUGCGUCCUUCCCUACAAGCUUAUGGGCUUUAUGAUAGGGCUUUACGCAGGCAUCAAGUUCUUUAUUAUAGACUUCCUGUUUAAGAGUUGCCCAAAACUAAGAGACAAAUAUGACACGCCGCACAUCAUGUGGAACAGCCUGCCCACUGACCCGCAGCUGAAAGAACGUGGGAUUGCCUCUGUGUCACGACGGAAUCAGCCGGUGGUGUCACGGAGCAGUUUAGCCACCAUCCCGGCCGGAGUGACCCGUGAAGAGGAGAGCGCCCGUUCACACAACACAAAGAAAGGAACGUUCCAUGAGAUCUUCAACCUGCCAGAGAACGAGAGACCUCUGCCUGUGUGUGAGAAUGGAUGGAGAUGUUGUCUGAUAAACAGAGAUAGGAAGAUGCCCACCGACUACAUUCGCAAUGGGAUGCUCUACGUCACGGAGAACUACCUGUGUUUUGAGAGCUCCAGCUCAAGAUCAGGCUCUUCAAAGAAGAACAAAGUCAUCAAACUGGUGGACAUCACAGAUAUACAGAAGUACAAGGUUUUAUCAGUUCUGCCUGGGUCUGGAAUGGGCAUCUCUAUCGCUACUCCAUCAACACAGAAGCCGCUGGUGUUUGGUGCCAUGAUUCACAGAGACGAGGCCUUUGAGACGAUCUUCACCCAGUACAUAAAGAUCAUGACCACAGCCAACCCUGAGACGUAACUCGCACUUCCACCUUCUAAAGGAUGUCUCAUUUGGAGAAGGGUGGGACAAGUGUUUCCUGUCUCAUUCACUUUAAUCAACUGUGAUUGGAUAAUUGUCAUCUUCUGAUGUGACAGGCUACAGUUCCAGUACAUUCCAGUGAGAGCGCUGCAUCUCAACAGGGACAUUUACAACUUGUAGGGAUGUAGGUGGCAUCUCCGUGUCAUCUGACUGUGACUGUUUACAAGAUGAGCACACUAGACGGUGUACAGACUUUGUGUUUUGUACUUGUCUCUCGCAGUGAUUUUAAUUCCAUGCCACUGUUUAGUUUUAUCCUGUGAGAUGUUACAGUGGUGAUAUAUAAAUCUUAAAGGAAUAGCUCACCCCAAAAUAAAAACAAUACUUUACUAACCCUCAUGUCUUUCCAAGCCAUGUGUCUUUCUGCCAAGCUCCAAAAAGAAUGAAAAAGCAGAAUAAAAGUCUCUUAAAUGUAAUACUGUAUGACUUGUGCAAUAUAAGUCUUCUGAAAUAGCCUGAUAGUUUUGUGUGAGGUACUUUCAAAUUUGCUGAAUGUAUUCCCCUCCGACGUAGCUCUCAAAUCUCAUGUGUAUUUGUGAAUAUUCAAAUAUGGCGUGUGAGGACCCAUUCCUCCAGGUUUGACAAAAAUAAUGGCAACAGCAUGAGGGUUAGUAAAUAAUGGUAAAAUUAAGAUUUUUGAGUCAACUAUUUUUUAAUGCAAUUUACAAAUAAACAAAGAAAAGCCUUUUUUAUUUUACAUUUGUUUAAAUGUUUUGUGUUUGUGCACAAACUCAUAUAAUUUCACCUCUCGUAUCGCAAGCACUUUUGACAUUUAAUAAUUUGCAAUGAAUGAAUUCCAGAUAUAUAUGUAAUUAGAUGUCCUCUUCCAUAAAGACCUUCUCUCACAGAAUCAAAAUUAUGUUGUGCACUGUCCAGUCGAACAUACUCCUCAAUGCUGAUUAAAGUCCACACACCUUAAUCAAUGUUACUGUCAUUUACAACAUUUAUUUUUAACAUGUUUAACAUUUUCUGAAUGGGUUCAAAUUAAGCGAAUGUCAACGUUUUGGUUGGCAACUUCAUCUGCAAGAGUUAAAAGAAAAUCUCUUGUUGAAUCAAGCUCAUCCAUAGAUGCGGUGAAAAACACUAAACUCACUAACUAAAAAGUCCAAAGAAAUAGAUUUUUCAAUGCUUUCGUUGAGUGAUGUGACGAUAACUGUAGACCUGAAAAUGUAAAGGUACAAAGCUUAUGCUUAAAUUAAAAAUCAACCUAAAAAUAAUGCUAAAAUGAAAUACAAGGAACAGUUAUUGAUUUAGUGUUUUUAUAGUGUCUUUUAACAAUUUUAUAAUGUACACUACAGGUCAAACGUUU
Molecule: messenger RNA, 4330 nt
Organism: Xyrauchen texanus (razorback sucker)
Lineage: Eukaryota; Metazoa; Chordata; Actinopteri; Cypriniformes; Catostomidae
Product: GRAM domain-containing protein 4-like
Exons: 18
Coding region: 1423-2964 (513 amino acids)
Biological process (GO): negative regulation of toll-like receptor 9 signaling pathway; apoptotic process
Source: RefSeq, a predicted model, not a curated record